Messenger RNA from Styela clava, 1697 nucleotides. Its product is annotated as axin interactor, dorsalization-associated protein-like. Lineage: Eukaryota; Metazoa; Chordata; Ascidiacea; Stolidobranchia; Styelidae. The record is from RefSeq and is a predicted model, not a curated record. Gene Ontology annotation, cellular component: membrane. Gene Ontology annotation, molecular function: phosphatidylinositol binding.
GCUUCACUUAUUUAGACUAAUUUUAUAGAGCAGUUUUACAACAGACUCUGCUUGUCUGAAAAUCAGUAUAGUAUAUCAGGGUUCCAUUAUUUCGGAUUUCAAUUACCGAUAUUUGAAAUAAGCCUAUUUUUUUCAUAAUGUCAAAAUCUGAAAUUGAAAAACUGGUUGGCACUUGGAAUCAAAAAUUUCAACAAGCAACAGAUUUUGAUUCCUGGGGACAACUAGUGGAAGCAGCGGAUGAAUAUUCAAGAUUGGCACGAAUGAUGAAAGCUGCAACAGCAGUUGAUCAAAAAACAUUUGAUGAAGAUAAAUCUAAAAUAAUAAGAAAAGUUGCUUCAUGCUUGGAAAUUCGAGCAAAAUCAUUGCAAAUGAUGAAAUCACCUCCAGAUAUUGAUUUAGCAGAAAUUAAGAAAUUGUUAGAAGUAAUGAAAAAUUUGCUGAAGAGUAAGAAACCAGAAAUACCAGAGGAAAUAAAUCGUCAGAUGAAAGGUCUAAGAUUAGUAACCACACCAUCACCUGAACCUGUGCCAACAAAUCCAGAAGAAGAAUCAGUAACGCAACUCGCAACAUCCUCAUUUAAUUCACUUCUUCCAAGAUUAAUUGCUGAUCAAAAUGAAACACUAGUGACGGUUCGGAUUGAAAAAAUUGGUUUGAAAGAUGCUUCAAGUCAUAUCGAUCCCUUCUUUGUCGUAUCUUGUAAAGAUAUUGCAGGUGUUGAUUUAUGUCAAUCACAAAAGACACCCACAGCUGCAAAAAGAGACGAUACAUUCCUAUAUUUUGGCAUUGAUGUUGAAAUUCAAAUUUGCAUUGAAAAAAUGUCUAGAAAUUCUGCGAUCUUUUUUGAAAUGAAGCAUUACAAGCCAAACAAACGCAUGACAAGUUUGAAGUGUUUUGCUUUCAUGGAACAAGAUGAAUUGAAACCUGGUCCUUGUGUCAUUGAAUUAUACAAGAAGCCGGUAGAUUAUAGAAGAAAAAAACUUGCGCUUCUUACAUCAAAACCUCUCUAUCUUCAUCUCAAUUUAACUCUUCACACUGGUUAAAUUCUAUAAUCAAUGUUAUGUUCUGAGAAAAAAGACUUCAGACGAUAUCUUCUGAAAUUUUGGUCAAAUUUUAUGCAAUCGUGUUGAAACACAACUGGUAGCGUUUCGUUUUUGAUGUAUUAUCGACGAUAGACGACUUGCUGCAUUUAAUGUGGUAUUUUAAAGACUUCUAACGAAAUGCAAAUGUUCUAUUGCCGGUAUAAAAAUGAUUUAUUUUAUUUUGUUGUCAACAGUCAAUAGUACAUCUAUUUCUUCAAUUGGUAUGUCAUUUGGUUCUUAUUUUUUGGUCACAAACAGGUCAUUCACAACAGAGCUUUACAUUCGGUCGAUCUAAUGAUCAAUGUUCUACCCAAAAAUAAUAACCUGAAAUUUCACCUUAGUCAUGAUGCAAAUUAGUUAACAAUUAAUUUCCAAUGAGAAUUUUUUUUUAAGUUUUUGUCAAAUUAUGAUAGCACUUUGACACUUGUCAUUUCUAAAUAAAACAUUCUUAAUUUGUUUACCUACUUUUUUACAAGCAUCCAGAUGCAAUUUUUAUAUUCUACAAACAUUGUAGAUUUCAUUCAUAUAUUUCUUCUGGUGCUGUUUCCGAUUGUGGUACAUAUUUUAUAUUAUAAAUCUGCUUUAGAUAACAAUUUUGAAUAAAGUUUAAACUGUCAA